Verticillium alfalfae VaMs.102 is the source of this 471-nucleotide messenger RNA. Its product is annotated as peptidyl-prolyl cis-trans isomerase A. Gene Ontology annotation, molecular function: peptidyl-prolyl cis-trans isomerase activity. Gene Ontology annotation, biological process: protein peptidyl-prolyl isomerization. Bases 1 to 471 code for a protein of 156 amino acids. The transcript is spliced from 3 exons. Gene Ontology annotation, cellular component: intracellular membrane-bounded organelle. The record is from RefSeq and is a predicted model, not a curated record. NCBI's taxonomy places the organism in Eukaryota, Fungi, Ascomycota, Sordariomycetes, Glomerellales, Plectosphaerellaceae.
AUGCCGCCUACUCAGCUCCCCGCCUCCGGAAAUCCUCUGGUCUUCUUUGAUAUCACCCUUGGUGUUCUGCACCGGCGAGCACCGCCUCCACAACCGACCGCAGGGCUACAAGGGCUCCAAGUUCCACCGCAUCAUCCCGGGCUUCAUGUGCCAGGGCGGCGACUUUCUCACGGCGACGGCACGGGCUCGACCUGCAUCUACGGCACCUCGUCCUUCGCCGACGAGAACUUCUCCAUCAAGCACGACGUGCCCGGCCUGCUGAGCAUGGCCAACGCCGGCAAGGACACCAAUGGCAGCCAGUUCUUCAUCACGACGGUGCCGACGCCGUUUCUCGACGGUAAGCAUACCGUCUUUGGCAAGGUCGUCGACGGCAUGGACGUCGUCAAGAAGAUGGAGGCCACGAAGACGGGGUACCGCGGGAAGGACGUGCCGAAUAUGGAUGUCGUUGUCGCCCAGUGCGGUGAGAUGUAG